AUGGUAUAUGAAGGAGGCCAUGAUGAUCAGGCUUUUGUUGCUUUAAUUUCCACUGACUACCCAGGAGCCCGAGACUCUUGCUCUGAGAAUUGUGGGAAGUCUUUUUCUGGCUGCUCCUGCCAAGCGACCUGUGCAUCUCUGGGAAUAUGCUGCCCUGAUUACUGGAAAUUCUGCCUGACCAUCUCUCCAUAUUCGGGAACGCUGCUUGGUGGAAAGGAUGUUACUGUCUUAAAUGUGACCUUUGACCGCUCUUCUGAUGUGAAGUGCAGGUUCAUGAAGACAAUUGAAACCAGUGGGUAUGUUGCUGAGGACGGAUACACUCAUUGCAUCUCUCCCUUGCUCUACCAGAUUGGCAUUAUUAGCCUGGACAUUUCCAGUGACGGUGGGAAAACAUUUCCCUGGUCAGGAGCUUGGGUCUCAGUUCAUCACAGCAAAGUGUCACCUUUGGAAAAAAGCACGCUAGUGAAUGAAACCAAGUGGCAAUACUACGGCACUCCUGGGACUGCAGGAAACCUGACUGUCACAUGGGAGCCCCGGAUGCUUCAAGCUGCGCACGUCAAUCUAGAAGUCUGGGGAUAUAAUGAAACAGGCACGCCUUACUCAGAGAGCUGGAAAGCUGAAUGGAAGUAUCUCUACACUCUCAGCAAAGACGCUCCCAACACCGGAGCGUUUACCUUCCUGCCUGCCCCUUCCGCUCAGUACAGUGCUUGGGAACUGGGGGCCCUGAGGAUUUCUUCCAGCAAGUCUUCUGACGGGCAGAGCAACGUGGCAGCCGUCUGGAGCACGGAGCAUGCGCUCGCCUGGCACCUGGACGAGGCCUUCAGGGCGGACCCUGCCGUGUGGGCAGCAGCCAAGUGUCGCCAGUGGGACAGCCUGGAGAGGGGCCUGCCCAGUUUCCUGCCGGAGCUUGUGGACUGUCCCUGCACCUUGGCGCAAGCCAGGGCCGACACGGGCCGCUUCCAUACCGACUACGGCUGCGACAUGGACAAGGGCAGUGUGUGCACCUACCACCCGGGAGCUGUGCACUGUGUGCGGAGCGUCCAGGCCAGCCCGCAAUAUGCCGCAGGGCAGCAGUGCUGCUAUGACCCCAGAGGGAUCCAGAUCCUCACAGGAGACUCCACGGGGGGGAGCACGCCCGACAGAGGUCACGACUGGGGGGCUCCUCCUUACAUGAAGCCCCCCCGUGUCCCUGGCUUCUCCCACUGGCUCUACGACGUCCUCAGUUUCUACUACUGCUGCUUGUGGUCCAACCAUUGCUCCGUCUACUUCAAGCAUCGUCCCUCCAGUGGCUGCCAGAAAUACCAGCCCCCCAGAAUAGCAACAGCAUUUGGAGACCCUCACUUUAUCACUUUUGAUGGCACUAACUUCACAUUCAAGGGGCUUGGCGAAUACACUGUGCUGGAAUCCAAACUGACAGACCUGAGACUUCAAGGGAGAACUCGCCGUGCCCAGCUGCCUGAUGGAGCUGAGGCCAAAGUGACAGGCUUCUCUGCCAUUGCUAUGCAGGAGAACAGCUCGGAUGUGAUUGAGAUACGCAUCCCAGAGCACUCCAGCAUGCUAGAGGUCCUGUGGAACCACAAGGCUCUCAACUUCUCUGAAGAAAGCUGGAUGGACCUGAAAGGCCUCUUUCUCUCCACAACACCUGGACAGAAUGUCACUGUGAUGUUUGCCUCUGGAGUUGGUGUCGAAGUGCAACAGAGGGGAGGUCGUCUCCUGAGCCUGACAGUGUUGCUGCCAGAGAAGUUCCUAAAUCACACACAGGGUCUCUUCGGGGUCAUGAAUAAUGACCCAUGGGAUGAUUUGACCCUCCGCAAUGGAACGUCCCUCCAUGCCAGCAGCAGUAGCCCAGAAGAGCUCUUUGCCUUUGGAGCAGAUUGGGCCGUCCGGAACGGGACUUCGCUCUUGACUUACGACACGCCCGACUUGCUGCAACGGUUCUUCUACGCGCCCAAGCACAACCGCUCUUUUGAGCCGGAGUUCUCUCCCUCCGAAGAGCCCGGCGACCCCCUGGGGGAGCAGAUGGCCUCGCUCUGCCAGGCGGACCCUUUCUGCAGGUUCGAUGUCCUGACCACUCGCGACCUGGCCGUGGGCAACAGCACCAGGCUGGCCCAUCAGAACUACAAGCGCCUUCUGCGGAGCCUGCAGCCAGUGGUGUCCUGUGGCUGGCUGGCUUCUCCCUCAAACGGCAAGAAAGAAGGCACAGACUACUUGUCCGGUUCCUAUGUCCGCUUCAGCUGCAAUCCUGGGUAUCGUCUUGCAGGUUCCGCAGAGAGGAUGUGUCAGGGCAGCGGAGCCUGGUCAGGAGUGUCAGCUGACUGCUUGCCAAAUGCAGGCACCCCACAGGCACGCCCCUUUGGGCUGCUGCUGCUGCUGCUGCUAGGAAUGCUUGCCUCGCUGAGCUUGGCCGUCUGAAUGUUCCACCCUGGUUGCCACCACUUCAGAGGGUAAGGACCUGGCCAGGAAGAACCUCGACACUUCUGUUCUCACAUGCUUUUAAUUAGAAUUAAUUUUUAAUAAUUUAAAAAACUUGUUUUAAUAACUGUUUUAUUCUGUUUUUAUUGUCAUGUAUUUCAAUCUGUGGUUUUUAGAUAUUUUAAAUUUUUGUACACCGCCUAGAGAUGUACAUAUCAGGCGGUAUAGAAAUAUGAUAGAAUUAAAUCAAAUAAAUAAAUAAAUAAAAUGUU
Molecule: messenger RNA, 2684 nt
Organism: Hemicordylus capensis (graceful crag lizard)
Lineage: Eukaryota; Metazoa; Chordata; Lepidosauria; Squamata; Cordylidae
Gene: SUSD2
Product: sushi domain containing 2
Exons: 14
Coding region: 1-2412 (803 amino acids)
Source: RefSeq, a predicted model, not a curated record